Messenger RNA from Hibiscus syriacus, 819 nucleotides. Its product is annotated as meiotic nuclear division protein 1 homolog. The coding region runs from base 64 to 741 and encodes 225 amino acids. Gene Ontology annotation, molecular function: double-stranded DNA binding. The record is from RefSeq and is a predicted model, not a curated record. The transcript has 10 exons. Gene Ontology annotation, biological process: reciprocal meiotic recombination. NCBI's taxonomy places the organism in Eukaryota, Viridiplantae, Streptophyta, Magnoliopsida, Malvales, Malvaceae. Gene Ontology annotation, cellular component: nucleus.
CGAACUCCCUUCCCACUGAUUACCAGAUUCAAUUUGCAAGUGAGAACUGCCCUGGGUCAGAACAUGUCGAAGAAACGAGGUCUUUCGUUGGAAGAAAAGAGGGAGAGAAUGCUUCAGAUAUUUUAUGAAUCUCAAGACUUCUUCCUCCUUAAGGAGCUUGAAAAGUUGGGUCCCAAGAAAGGGGUAAUCACCCAAUCAGUUAAAGAUGUUGUUCAAAGUUUGGUCGAUGAUGAUCUCGUUUCCAAGGAUAAAAUCGGAACAUCUGUAUACUUUUGGAGCCUUCCUAGCUGUGCUGGAAAUCAGUUGAGGAACGUGAAACGGAAACUCGAAUCGGACCUCCAAAGCAGUAAGACGCGAUACACGGAGCUCGUUGAUCAGUGUAAUGAACUAAAGAAGGGGCGUGAAGAAUCUGAUGAAAGAGAGAAGGCUUUGGCUGAAUUAAAGGAUAUAGAAUUGAAACACAAUGAGCUUAAGGAGGAGAUGGUACAAUUUGCAGAUAAUGAUCCAGCUGCAUUUGAAGCAAUGAAGAAAGCUAUUGAGGUUGCCCAUGGAGCAGCUAACAGAUGGACAGACAACAUCUUCACUGUGAGGCAGUGGUGCUCAAACAACUUUCCUGAAGCCAAAGAGCAGCUUGAACACAUGUACAAGGAGAUUGGAAUCACUGAUGAUUUCGACUACUUGGAGUUGUCGCCUCCGGCUAUUCCACUCCGAGCAGUCGGCGAUGGAGAAAGCAAUACUUAGGUGAGAUCAUGUAUCUUUUCAGUAUACACCUUGAAUUCAAAUAUCAUCUCUCAGUUGUUUAAUUCUAGGCCAAGGGAC